Molecule: messenger RNA, 255 nt
Organism: Arabis nemorensis
Lineage: Eukaryota; Viridiplantae; Streptophyta; Magnoliopsida; Brassicales; Brassicaceae
Source: the annotation of a GenBank genome assembly
AUGCAGGCGAUUGUAUAUUCGGGAAACGUUCUUGCACUUUACGUGACCAAACCUCACGGGUUCAAAUACAAAAGUGGCAUGUUUGUCUUCCUGAUCUCUCAGAAUUCGAAUGAGCCUUUAGGAGUUAGGAGCAGGUUCACAAAGACAUGCGAGCCCCCUCAGUCAGCCGCAAAACCUAAACCAAACAGUCUAAUGAGGAUGGAAACAACAACAUCCGAUGUGAAUCAUCACAUUGAAAAAUCACAAAUCUUAUAA